Messenger RNA from Pyrgilauda ruficollis (rufous-necked snowfinch), 3052 nucleotides. Its product is annotated as P2Y purinoceptor 1-like. The record is from RefSeq and is a predicted model, not a curated record. Bases 676 to 1734 code for a protein of 352 amino acids. Gene Ontology annotation, molecular function: neuropeptide receptor activity. Gene Ontology annotation, cellular component: membrane. Gene Ontology annotation, biological process: G protein-coupled receptor signaling pathway. The transcript has a single exon. Lineage: Eukaryota; Metazoa; Chordata; Aves; Passeriformes; Passeridae.
UGCUUGGGGAGGGAGAUAGAACUAGGCAGCAGGAGCAGCUGUAGGGAGGGGGCAGCUCUUGAGCAGGGCUCACUCUGCCUGUGCUGGGGGCAGACACCUGGUACAUCUCUGCCUGCUGGCACUGCCUGCGGCACCGGCCGUGGCAGCAUGAGCCCCAUGGAACACUGCCAGUGUCCUCCUUACCUCUGCUCCCAGUAUUCCUGAGCGCUGUGGCCAGGAAAAAGGCUGUCAGGAAUGGCAGGGAGGGCGGCUCAUGGGGCGCAGGCUUCCAGCCCCCGGUGUGGAAAACUGGGAGGUUUCUCCUGACCGCGAGUGGGACAGAACACAAACAGGCUGAAAGCUUUGGCUGCCCUCUUCAGGCAUCCCUCUGCCGCCCCCUGCCUCCUGCUCCCUCCAGGCAGUCCCAGCACCCAAACCAGCCAGGGGGCUCCGUGACCCUGCGCCCGGCUCCGAGCGGGCCGGGGGGAGGCGCCGGGGGAGGGGCGGAAGCCGCUCCGCUGAGGCUCUGUCGGCACAUCCUCCCCGUGUCCCGGGGAAAGUCCGGCACCCUCGAGUCCCGGGCCGGGCUCAGCAGGAGCGGGGGAGCCGCAGCCUGUGCCGGAGGACACGGAGCUGCCGCGGGCACCGGUGCCUCCGAGCGGGGCUGCCGCCCUGGCAGCGCUGCCGCAGCGCCCGAUGGCUGCGGACGCUCUCUCCGCCUGGCCCGGCAAUGGCACCUUGCCUCGGGCUCCUUGCCCCGUGGAUUCCGCCUUCGCCCAGCGCUUCCUGCCCGCCGUGUACCUGACCGUGAUCCCCCUGGGGCUGCUGGGGAACGGGCUGGGGCUGUGGCACCUCUGCACGGGGCCCCGCGAGGGUGCCCGCCAGCCCCUCAGCCUGCUGGUGGGCAACCUGGGGCUGGCUGACCUGCUCUAUGUCAGCACACUGCCCUUCCUCGUCAGCUACUACCGCCAAGGCAGAGUGUGGAUCUUCGGGCAGCCCUGGUGCCGCCUCACCCGCAGCCUCUUCCACCUCAACCUCUACGCCAGCAUCGGCUUCCUCACCUGCAUCAGCAUCCACCGCUACCUGGGCAUCGUGCACCCGCUGAAGGCGCGGGGAAGAUGCCAGGGUGCAGCCUCCUCCGUGUGGCUCAGCGUGACAGUCUGGGUGUGGGUCGUGGCACAGAUAGCUCCCGAUCUUGCCUUCAGCAAGGCAGAUGGCAACAGGACGCAGUGCCACGACACGACAGGACAGGAGCACCUGCACGUUUACUUGCCCUACACCUUUGCUGUCACCGUGACUGGGUUUGUCAUCCCGUUCCUCAUCAUCAUCGGGUGCUACUGCCACGUGGUGUUCGUGCUCUGCAGGAAUGACAGCGUGGACCCCAGCCUCAGGAGGAGAAGCAUCGGGCUGGUGAUUCUCGUCAUGGUUCUCUUUUCCAUCUGCUUCCUCCCCUACCACAUCUUCAGAAACCUCAACUUGUUUUUUCGCUGGCGGCCACAAGGGUCCUGCACACAGGCUUCAAAGGACAUCUAUGUUUCCUACCAGGUGACUCGGGGCCUGGCCAGCCUCAACAGUGCCCUCAACCCCUUGCUCUAUGUGGUUACCAGCAAAGACUGGAGGUCACGAGUGAGGACCAUCCGCCAAAGCGCCAGACAGUGUCUGAGGCCACCCUUCCGGAGCAAAACCUCUUGCCAGGCAGCUGAGAAGAAGAGGAACGACAUUAUUUGUAAGGGGGAGGCUUCUAAUGAGCUCUGAGGUACCUGACACCCCUGCUUCUGCCACAUCAGCUUGUGUUUGGCCCCUCCCCGGGGGCAGCCCCCCACCCUGACACCCGCUUUGCAGAGAUGGUGACAGCAGCAUCACAGGCUUUGUGCACACAAGGGACAGGCAGGACUGUCAGCAUCGGAGAGAAAACUGGGACCAGAUUCCAAAAGCAAAACUACUGAACCCAAUCAUUUUGCCUAUGGAAAGAGAUGAUCACAUUUGCUCCAGUCCAAAGCAUUUCCCUCCAGCCUCUCCUGCAGCAGCACCCGCUUGCUUCCCAGCUCCUCUAUGGCUGAGGGAUGGGAGGCAGGACACCUUGUCCCUCCACUGCAUCCUCUCUACUCUGCUGUACUUGUGUUUGAGACAGCAUUCCCUCCUUCACCUAAGGAGAGAUCCUGCAUUGCAGAACAGCUGAGAGGGCAAAUUUUUGCAGUGGAGGAAGAGCUUUGGAAAUGGAAAUAUUAAUUUUAAAAUCAGGUUUUAAGUAUAUUACUAAGCUGUGCCAGUUCCUUAGUGAUUGAGCUGUUUCAGGAUCUGUGGGAUCCUCUACUGCCCACCUCCUUUGCAAAAGUAAAAGACAUUUUUGGCAUUACUCCCCCUCUUUUGGAAGAGCACAUAGCAGAACUAACAAAUGGGCAUUUUAAAGUUUUUGGAGGCUAUUGGUUGGGGUUUUCUUUUGGAAGGUGAAUGACUGCAGUAGCCUGAACUCCUGCUUUCAGCAGGAAAAUGCCAAGAGAGUUUGCAAAUCUUCAGGUGGGUGCUUACAUCUUGCAUCCAGCCUUGCAAGGGCAUUAGAUAUGACUUGUAAAAAUCAGAUUGCAAAUAAAAAGAGAAGCAGCACUGGCAUGAAGGCUUGUGAAGGCAGGAUGUGAUGGCAAGAUCUGUCAUCACCAGGGGUGACAGAUCUCUGCUUUUAAGCAGAGGCUCCCAAGCAGUAUUUUCAUUUUUGAUCUUAGUGUUACCUACCACAAACAGCUCAAACACUUCAAUUCAAUAAUGUGAUUUGCAGCAACAGCAGCUUUUGGAGCCCAGCUGAAGGAAGUGGACUGUGAGUUAAAAUCAGCCCUUUCUGGGAAAUUACUGGCCCAGGGACAGAUGUUGUGCUCUUUUCCUGACAUUUAUCUCUGUCAGCUGUUCCUCACACAGACCCACCUUAGCUGGGCAGUGGAGGGAGCACAGCUGGCUUUCAGUGCACUUAAUAUGUCUGCAGUGCAAAUAAACACCUCAUGCUUUCACUUGCGAGUCGUCUGGCUUCUUUUAAAGCUUUAUGGGAGCCUGGGAGCCAGCUGGCCUGUGGCUUGGAGCAGGG